UAACAUAUGUCGAUUAUUACAAAUUUGUGCAUUGCACGGGUUUCUAAACUAGUUAAUUAAAAUUCACUGUCAUACACUGCAUCUUCAAAGCUAUUCCUUCAUUACACAUCAAGGAAUUAUUCACUUCCCACAUUCUGAUUUCUUCCUCUGUACUUCGUCAUUGAUUCCUUUUUUUGAUGCACAAAACCUAUCAUUUUCAACUAUUUUCAACGUUUUUUUUCAACCCAAAAUAAAAAAUGUCACAAUUUAAAAAACCCACAGAAAAAAAUCUCAGUAUUGCUGCUUGUGAAAAUUCUAGCUUCAUAACAUGGGUUUCUCUCUUCAUUUGUUCAAUGAUUUUUCUAAUUUAUCUCAAUUCUUGGAUAUUAAAUGAUAAUUUCUCAUAUUUAGCCAAUAUCAUUAAUCAGGAAAAUCGAGCAGGAAAAUUAGAUGAAUGUGCAGGAAAAUAUAUCUACAUUCAAGAUCUUCCAACCAAAUUUAACCACAAUUUGGUAGAGAAUUGCAGCAGUCUUAAUAAAUGGCUAAACAUGUGUGAAUACCUUACAAAUUCGGGUUUCGGACCGAAGCUAAAGAACUGUACAAAUUGGUACGCAACAAACCAAUUUUCAUUAGAAGUCAUAUUCCAUAACAGAAUGAAACAGUAUAAGUGUUUAACCAACAUAUCUGCGUUAGCAUCAGCUGUAUAUGUGCCCUUUUAUGCAGGACUAGACGUUGCAAGGUACUUAUGGGAUAAUCAUGAUCCUAUGAUGAAAGAUAAGGCGGCCAUUGGAGUGAUGGAUUACCUUAAGAAAAAACCCGAAUGGAAGACAAUGUGGGGCCAUGAUCACUUCUUAGUAGCAGGAAGAGUGUCAUGGGAUUUCAGACGCGAAACAGAUAAUAUAUUAGAUUGGGGGAAUCGUUUGUUGAACAUGGAUGAAGUUAAGAACAUGACGAGUUUAGUGAUUGAAUCGAGUCCUUGGAGUAAAACAGAUUUCGCGAUUCCAUACCCAACGUAUUUUCACCCGUCAAGUGAUGAUGAAGUGAAAAAUUGGCAAGAAAAAAUAAGGGGAAAACAAAGGGAAUAUUUGUUUUCAUUUGCAGGUGCACCAAGACCAGGGGUUAAGGAUUCUAUCAGGAACAAAAUCAUUGAUCAAUGUUUGGGUUCGAAAGGAAAAUAUUGUGAGUUUUUAAGAUGUGAUUCGCGUAUUAAGAAUUGUGAUAAGCCUAUGAAUGUAAUGAAAUUGUUUCAAAACUCGGUUUUUUGUUUACAACCUCCAGGGGAUUCGUAUACAAGAAGAUCAGCAUUUGACGCGAUUUUAGGGGGAUGUAUACCUGUAUUUUUUCAUCCUGGUUCUGCUUAUGUGCAAUAUUUAUGGCAUUUGCCUAAGAAUUAUACGAGUUAUUCGGUGUUUAUACCAAUGGAAGAUGUAAAGAAAGAUGAAAUUGGUAUUGAAAAAAGGUUAUUAGAGAUAUCAAAUGAGGAAGUGAUUGGUAUGAGAGAAGAAGUUAUUAAGUUGAUUCCUAAGGUGAUUUAUGGUGAUCCUAAUAAUGGUAGAUUUGAGAGAUUUGAGGAUGCAUUUGAUAUUGCUGUGAAGGGAAUUUUGAAUAGGAUUGAAAAAAUAAGAGGAGGGAUUUUUUCUAGUUUUGAGAAUUUUUCUCAAGAAUUUUCUUGGAAGUAUAACUUUUUUGGGGGAUUGGAGAAUCAUGAGUGGGAUACUUAUUUCUCAAGAGGGUAAACACAACAAAAAUUUAACUAAAAAGUAUACACUUUUUUGUUAUGC
Amaranthus tricolor (Joseph's coat) is the source of this 1760-nucleotide messenger RNA. RefSeq names its product probable xyloglucan galactosyltransferase GT11. Lineage: Eukaryota; Viridiplantae; Streptophyta; Magnoliopsida; Caryophyllales; Amaranthaceae. The transcript has a single exon. The coding region runs from base 237 to 1715 and encodes 492 amino acids. The record is from RefSeq and is a predicted model, not a curated record. Gene Ontology annotation, molecular function: glycosyltransferase activity.